Molecule: messenger RNA, 1874 nt
Organism: Myxocyprinus asiaticus (Chinese sucker)
Lineage: Eukaryota; Metazoa; Chordata; Actinopteri; Cypriniformes; Catostomidae
Product: protein eva-1 homolog A
Exons: 4
Coding region: 489-905 (138 amino acids)
Source: RefSeq, a predicted model, not a curated record
ACUCGGCUGUGUCCGUCAAUGUGGUGAACACUUCUGCCUUCUCCAUGUCACAUUCCUGCUGCCGGGGCUCAACGUCCUCCUGACAUGGGUUAUAAAGAGAAGCACAGCUCCAGACUUCGUCUGCACACAGUGUUAUGAUUACCUUUUGUUUCAAACUACUUUUCUGAGUACCUUUCUAGAUAGACUCUUGAGGAGAAGAGAUCGCUUUCCAUUUUUCCUUUUUUAAGUUCUUUGGGGCUUCUAUGGUAUCAAAUAGCUCAUUGUGCACAGAGGAAUACAGAAGUGAGCCACGGUUUUAACUUCUUCAGCUCAGAUGUGUGCAUGGGCAAGAGAAACGAAAGAAUACUGGUGUGACCUUGGAGUUUUCAUAGAUGGACCACUGUGUGCCAACACACAAUCCAGUAUUACCCAAUAAGUGAUCCAUAGAGCGUCAGAGGAUGAAAUGGUAACACCUUUUCUUCAAUGAAAGGCUAGCCAGUACUGAGGAGAUGGCUUUAGUGAGCAAUGCACUGGCUGCUUACUCCUUCAUAGCAGAUCACCCGGAACGGGCGGCACUGUAUUUUGUGUGUGGAGUGUGUUUGGGACUAGUACUCACUCUCAUCGCUCUAGUGGUACAGAUCUCCUGUCGAACCGACUGCAAAACGCAAAGAGUGCACAAGAACACAGGGAAACCAGCGGAGAGCACUAGCGACACCAGCGACAGCGAUUCGGACUGGGACAAUACCUCCGACCUGUCGGCACGGCGCCACCGGCGCUUUGAACGGACGCUCGGUAACGUGUUUACUUCUGCCGAAGAGCUGGAGCGCGCGCAGCGGCUGGAGGAACGGGAGCGAAUCAUACGCGAGAUCUGGAUGAACGGACAGCCGGACAUACCAGCCACACGCAGCCUGAACCGCUACUAUUGAAGUUUCUAAAGUACUGAGAUUGUCUGAGAAAAUAUCCUCAUGCUAUGAUAUUAGCUACACUUUUUGGGGGGAUAUAGUAAGGGACUGAGAAAUUAGCAAAGCUAAUACACUUACAAGACUGUUCUUCUGGUGGCACCAUAGUAAAGCUCUAGUUUUGGUUUGAUGAGUAAUUCAUCAUAAAAUAUAAAACAGUAGAGGAUAAAAGAAUAUGCUUAAGCUUUUAUUACGCUUGACUUGAAAUACUGUAUUUUUAAUUAGAAUUAAAGUUUGUCUGAAAUAAUUAGAAUACUAAAAUGCUAUGGUCACAUUAGUGCAUUUGACAAAUCAGACACCUAAUAUUAAAAAAAAAUAAAAAUAAAAAUAAAUAAAAAUAUUGUUAUUUAAGCAAAAUGUCUUUGUUACAAACUGUUUUAUUAUACAAAAGCUUUGUUUUGAAGCUCAGGAUUUUCAUGACCUAUUCCUCUGUGAAGGAUUUUUCUUAAUUUGUUAUAUAUAUUUUUUGAUAUUGAUAAAACAAAAUGGUGUGUGCCUUUAUUUUAGAUCAAUUCUUCUAGUAUUAAUUGUGCAUGGAAGACAAUCAACUCUGUUUAUACUACAUUUUUUCAGUGUAGAUUUGUAGGUGCUAAUGUCCUGUAUGUAAAAUCCAUCCAUGCAUGAGCACAGCACAGGCAAUCUAACAAUGGUCCAGAAUAGGCAGCAAAAAUCCAAAUUCUUCAUCAGCCAUUCUGUUCCAAUGACAUUCAAUACAUGUAGCGUUUCUUCAAUACUUGCAGCACUCUCAUUCCACACUGAUUCAAUGCAAUUGUUUUAGAAAUAUAGAAUUUGUGAGAAAUUUGCAUCUGGUUGCCUACAGAUUAAUAUUUAAUAGUUUUGAAUGUGUAUAAGGAGUAAUGUGCCAAAGUUUUGUCUGUUGAUCCAGUCACUCACUACAUAUUUCUGUAAAAUAAAACUGAAGCAUUUAAAACCUUU